Mangifera indica (mango) is the source of this 976-nucleotide messenger RNA. RefSeq names its product expansin-like A1. Gene Ontology annotation, cellular component: extracellular region; plasmodesma; plant-type cell wall. The record is from RefSeq and is a predicted model, not a curated record. NCBI's taxonomy places the organism in Eukaryota, Viridiplantae, Streptophyta, Magnoliopsida, Sapindales, Anacardiaceae. The coding region runs from base 51 to 830 and encodes 259 amino acids. The transcript has 5 exons. Gene Ontology annotation, biological process: sexual reproduction.
UCUCUUUUGUUCUCAUUUCCCAUUCGUAUCUAUAUCUCUUUCUCACAAAGAUGGCUCUCUUUCUUUGCUUUCUCUUUUUUUUAUUGUCUUCUGCAACUGCUUGUGAUCGCUGUGUGCACCAAUCCAAGGUUGCUUAUUUCUCCAAAGCCUCUGCACUUUCAACUGGAGCUUGUGGGUACGGUUCCAUGGCAGUAGAAAUGAGUGGUGGACACCUUGCAGCUGCUGUUCCUUCCCUUUACAAAGAUGGAGCUGGUUGUGGUGCGUGUUUUCAGAUGAGAUGCAAGGACAAAGCUCUAUGUAGCACCAAAGGAACCAAAAUAAUCUUGACCGAUCUUCAUAAAGAUAACAAAACAGACUUUGUUCUAAGCAGUAGAGCUUUCAUGGCCAUGGCUAAGCAGGGCAAGGGCCAAGACAUUUUGAAACUUGGGCUUGUAGACGUGGAAUACAAAAGGGUUCCAUGUGAAUACAAAAACAAGAAUUUGGCUGUUCGGGUGGAAGAAUCAAGCAAGAAACCAAAUUACUUGGCGAUCAAAGUGCUGUAUCAGGGUGGUCAGACAGAGAUAGUAGGAAUGGAUGUGGCUCAGGUGGGUUCUUCCAACUGGGGAUUCAUGAGCAGAAGUUCUGGGGCAAUUUGGGAUACAAGUAGGGUGCCAAAUGGGGCAUUGCAGUUCAGGUUUGUGGUAACAUCUGGGUAUGAUGGCAAGUGGAUUUGGGCACAAAAUGUACUUCCUGCUGAUUGGAAACCUGGAGUUGUUUAUGAUUCCGGAAUUCAGAUUACUGACAUUGCUCAAGAGGGCUGCUCUAAGUGUGAUGAUGGAACCUGGAAAUGAGAGGAAUUGAAUAGUUGUUGCUACUAAUUUUGAUUUGAUUCCUUCGACAUAUACAUAAUCGAAUAUUUUAGAGGAUUAGAAAAUGAGAGUACAGAGGAACAUCAUUUAUUAAUAUACUAAUAUUAUAUAUAUUUCAAUUUUUUUCA